AGUAAGGACAACAAAGCUUUGGGCCAAGCAAAAGAGACAGACAUACAACCCCCAGAAGGGUGCAAAUGGAUAGAGACUGCUGAGAUCUGGUGAAAUAAACUUUUAAUGAAGAAGAAUAAUGAACAAAACUGGAUGCAAAAGGCAUGUCCAGUAGAAGAGGGACCUUGAGUAGAUCUUUGGAAAGAUGUCCUUGAUAGGACCAGCUUGGCCAGGUCUUUGACCAGACUAUCGUGUAAGCCAAUAACCCCUGAGAGAUAACAUUAUCAGUAGCUAUUGAGUGACGGCCUUAUCUUCUCCACGCGAGGAAUGCCCAGGCUUUAUAUAAGGAGCAGUUAUCUGCAUCCGAGCUCCUUCUCCUCUGCCUGGCACCUCUCUGGGAUGGCAUGGUGGCGCUCUCGGCGGGACCUACGGAGCUGUCUGAGGCUCAGGAACCCCCUGGCACGGGAAUGUCUCGCUGAGUUCCUCGGGGUGUUUGUGCUGCUUUUAAUCACAGUCGCAGCCACUGCUCAAGGGGUCACCAGCAAUGAGACCAGGGGCAACUUCUUCUGUAUGUACCUGGCAGGGGCAAUUGCUGUCGUUCUGGCCAUAUACAUAUCUGGGGGAGUGUCAGGAGGACACCUGAACCCCGCCUACUCCCUCAGCAUGUGUAUCCUGGGGCGCUUCCCGUGGUGGAAACUUCCUCUCUACGCUCUCAUCCAGCUGGUGGGCUCAUUCGCUGGGGCGGCAGCUGCCUUUGCUUUGUAUUAUGAUGCCAUCCGAGACUACACUAAAGGAAACCUGACCGUCUUUGGACCUAGAGAGACUGCGUCAAUUUUUAGCUCUUACCCGGCCCCAUACCUGAGCAUUGGCAACGGCUUCCUAGACCAGGUGAUGGGAACGGCCAUGCUAAUGGUUGGCAUCUUGGCUAUCGUGGACUCCAAGAACAAACCGGUUCCACGGGGCCUGGAACCUAUCGUGGUGGGAAUGCUUGUCUUCUGCAUUGGGCUGUCGAUGGGCGCAAACUGCGGAUACCCCAUCAAUCCUACACGGGACUUGGGGCCCCGACUUUUCACUGCUGUGGCAGGUUGGGGGUUAGAUGUCUUCAGAGCUGGUAACAACUGGUGGUGGGUUCCGGUGGUGGCACCCUGUGUUGGCGCUGUUCUGGGAUCGAUUUUGUACCAGAUUCUUGUGGAAAUACAUCAUCCAUUGGCUGAGAGCGAAGAGGAGCCCCCCAAGGAGAAGGAAGCCCUACAGGAAGACACAAAGGAGGUGCAAGUGUUCUCCAUCAACCUGGAUCAUUCACUCUCCCACCGCCUGUGAAUGGGACUCAGUCCAACUAUGGAUAUACUGACUGUAUGAAACUGAGGCAGAUUUAAUUACCCCUUGGUACCCCCUAAUUUAUUUCCUUCCUUUGCACCCCAGGAAUCUGCUCACUAGAACUAAACUCUUUCCUAAAUUGCACGGAAUGUCCUGAAGCACAAACCAUUGGAGACCCCAGUAAGCAAUAAAGUGUUUAUUGCCACA
Messenger RNA from Xenopus tropicalis (tropical clawed frog), 1503 nucleotides. It is a transcript of the gene aqp10, whose product is annotated as aquaporin 10. Gene Ontology annotation, biological process: transmembrane transport; urea transmembrane transport. The record is from RefSeq and is a predicted model, not a curated record. NCBI's taxonomy places the organism in Eukaryota, Metazoa, Chordata, Amphibia, Anura, Pipidae. The coding region runs from base 307 to 1299 and encodes 330 amino acids. The transcript is spliced from 7 exons. Gene Ontology annotation, cellular component: plasma membrane; membrane. Gene Ontology annotation, molecular function: channel activity.